GAGUUUUCCUGUAGUGGAGGAGGAACGGGAACUCCCACAGUGAGCUUCUGGCUACAGGCAGGAUUUCAGCGCACUGGAAAGUUUCAUUGUUGAUACAACAGCAGCGCUUCAGCCUGAACUGCGGCUCGUUCGAGCGGAGAGUUCUUCAGCAGAUGGAGGUUUAAGCGAGCGUGGCGGAUCGAGAGUUUAUCCCUGGAGAAUAGACAGCAGGACUCAUGGCUGCCACCGUGACUCUGGAGGAUGCUCUGUCCAAUGUGGACCUGCUGGAAGAGCUUCCGCUUCCAGACCAGCAGCCCUGCAUCGAGCCCCUGCCCUCAUCAAUCAUAUACCAGCCGAACUUCAACACCAACUUUGAAGAUCGCAAUGCUUUUGUGACGGGCAUCGCCCGCUACAUUGAGCAAGCCACCGUCCACUCCAGCAUGAAUGUAAUGCUGGAGGAGGGGCAGGAGUAUGCUGUGAUGCUCUACACGUGGAGAAGUUGUUCCAGGGCCAUCCCCCAGGUGAAGUGCAAUGAACAGCCCAACAGAGUGGAGAUCUAUGAGAAGACUGUGGAGGUGCUGGAGCCUGAGGUCACCAAGCUAAUGAACUUCAUGUACUUCCAGCGUACUGCGAUCGAUCGUUUCUGUGGUGAGGUGCGGCGUCUGUGUCACGCCGAGCGCAGGAAGGACUUUGUGUCCGAGGCCUAUCUGCUCACUCUGGGAAAAUUCAUCAACAUGUUUGCUGUGCUGGAUGAACUCAAGAACAUGAAGUGCAGCGUUAAGAACGACCACUCAGCAUAUAAGCGUGCAGCCCAGUUCCUGAGGAAAAUGUCUGAGCCGUCCUCCAUCCAGGAGUCUCAGAACCUGUCCAUGUUCCUGGCCAAUCAUAACAAGAUCACUCAGUCCCUGCAGCAGCAGCUAGAGGUCAUUAACGGCUAUGAAGAACUGCUGGCUGACAUUGUCAACCUGUGUGUGGACUACUAUGAGAACAAGAUGUACCUGACCCCCAGUGAGAAACACAUGCUGCUCAAAGUGAUGGGCUUUGGUUUGUAUCUAAUGGAUGGAACUAACAGCAACAUCUACAAGCUGGAUGCCAAGAAAAGAAUCAACCUCACCAAGAUUGACAAGUUUUUCAAGCAACUGCAGGUGGUGCCGCUCUUUGGAGACAUGCAGAUUGAGUUAUCCCGUUACAUCAAAACCAGUGCUCAUUUUGAGGAAAACAAGUCCAGAUGGUCAUGCACAUCUGCCGGCAGUAGUCCUCAGUAUAAUAUCUGUGAGCAGAUGAUUCAGAUUCGAGAUGAUCACAUGCGCUUCAUCUCUGAGUUGGCUCGCUAUAGCAACAGUGAGGUGGUGACAGGCUCUGGCCGUCAGGAUGCACAAAAGACUGAUUCCGAGUACAGAAAGCUGAGCGAAUUGGCCUUGCAGGGCCUGCAGCUGCUUUCUCAGUGGAGCGCCCAGGUCAUGGAAGUGUACUCAUGGAAAUUGGUGCACCCGACAGACAAAUACUCCAACAAGGAAUGUCCUGACAACGCUGAGGAGUAUGAACGUGCCACUAGAUACAACUACACCAGUGAGGAGAAGUUUGCGCUGGUUGAGGUGAUGGCCAUGAUAAAGGGGCUGCAGGUCCUGAUGGGUCGAAUGGAGAGUGUGUUUAAUCACGCCAUUCGCCACACCAUCUACUCCGCCCUACAGGACUUUGCCCAGCUCACACUCCGGGACCCUCUGCGCCAGGCCAUCAAGAAGAAGAAGAAUGUCGUUCAGAGCGUCCUCCAAGCCAUCCGAAAGACUAUCUGUGACUGGGAGACAGGAAGAGAACCACAUAAUGAUCCAGCCCUGCGAGGGGAGAAGGACCCCAAAGGAGGCUUCGACAUCAAAGUGCCUCGUCGUGCUGUCGGACCCUCUAGUACUCAGCUGUACAUGGUGAGGACCAUGCUGGAGUCCCUGGUGGCUGAUAAGAGUGGCUCAAAGAAGACGCUGCGCAGUAGCCUGGAGGGCCCCACCAUCCUGGACAUCGAGAAGUUCCAUCGUGAAUCCUUCUUUUACACUCACUUGCUGAAUUUUAGUGAGACACUGCAGCAGUGCUGCGACUUGUCCCAGCUGUGGUUCAGGGAGUUCUUCCUGGAGCUCACCAUGGGCCGUCGCAUCCAGUUCCCCAUUGAGAUGUCCAUGCCCUGGAUCCUCACUGACCACAUUCUGGAGACUAAAGAGGCCUCCAUGAUGGAGUAUGUUUUAUAUCCCCUGGACUUGUAUAAUGACAGUGCACACUAUGCUCUCACCAAGUUCAAGAAGCAGUUCCUCUAUGAUGAGAUUGAGGCUGAGGUGAACCUGUGCUUUGAUCAGUUCGUCUACAAACUCGCAGACCAAAUCUUUGCCUACUACAAGGUUCUCGCUGGAAGUCUGCUUCUGGAUAAGAGACUUCGUGCAGAGUGUAAGAACCAGGGAGCUAACAUUUCAUGGCCUCCCUCCAACCGCUACGAGACACUGCUGAAGCAAAGACAUGUUCAGCUGUUGGGCCGUUCCAUUGACCUGAACCGCCUCAUUACCCAGAGAGUGUCUGCUGCCCUUUACAAGUCUCUCGAGUUGGCCAUUAACCGCUUUGAGAGCGAGGAUCUCACCUCCAUCGUGGAGCUUGAAGGCUUGUUGGACAUCAAUCGAAUGACCCACAAGCUCCUCAGUAAGUUUCUGACUCUAGACAGCAUGGAUGCCAUGUUCCGCGAAGCCAACCACAACGUAUCUGCUCCAUACGGCAGGAUCACACUGCACGUCUUCUGGGAACUCAACUAUGACUUCCUGCCCAACUACUGCUACAAUGGCUCUACCAACAGGUUCGUUCGCACUGUGCUGCCGUUCUCACAGGAGUUUCAGCGAGACAAGCCACCCAAUGCCCAGCCGCAGUACCUCUACGGCUCAAAGGCCUUGAACUUGGCGUACAGCAGUAUAUAUGGCUUCUACCGGAACUUUGUGGGACCACCUCACAUCAAGGCUAUGUGCAGACUGCUGGGGUACCAGGGGAUUGCUGUGGUCAUGGAGGAGCUGCUAAAGGUCGUCAAGAGCCUGCUCCAGGGCACCAUCCUGCAGUAUGUGAAGACGCUGAUGGAAGUGAUGCCCAAGAUCUGCCGUCUCCCGCGCCACGAGUACGGCUCACCAGGCAUCCUGGAGUUCUUCCACCACCAGCUUAAGGACAUAGUAGAGUAUGCUGAGCUGAAGACUGUGUGCUUCCAGAACCUGAGGGAGGUUGGCAAUGCUGUGCUCUUCUGCCUGCUGAGUGAACAGAGUCUGUCUCAGGAGGAAGUGUGUGACCUUCUGCAUGCUGCACCAUUCCAGAACAUUCUGCCCAGAGUUCACGUCAAAGAGGGCGAGCGCUUGGAUGCUAAGAUGAAGCGGCUUGAAGCCAAGUACACUGCGCUGCAUCUGGUGCCUUUAAUUGAGCGCCUGGGAACACCACAGCAAAUUGCCAUUGCCCGUGAGGGAGACCUGCUGACCAAAGAAAGACUAUGCUGUGGGCUCUCCAUGUUUGAAGUCAUCCUGACCCGCAUCCGAGGCUUCCUGGACGACCCGAUCUGGCGCGGCCCGUUACCCAGCAAUGGUGUGAUGCAUGUUGAUGAGUGUGUGGAGUUCCACCGCCUGUGGAGCGCCAUGCAGUUUGUGUACUGCAUUCCUGUUGGAGCUCAUGAGUUUACUGUGGAGCAGUGUUUUGGAGAUGGGCUGAACUGGGCAGGCUGUAUGAUCAUCACGCUGCUGGGUCAGCAGAGACGCUUUGACAUCAUGGACUUCAGCUAUCACCUGCUCAAAGUGCAGAAACAUGACGGCAAGGACGAGAUUAUCAAGAGUGUGCCCUUAAAGAAGAUGGUUGACCGCAUUCGCAAGUACCAGGUUCUGAACGAUGAGAUCUUUGCCAUCCUGAACAAGUACCUGAAAUCCGGCGAUGGAGAGAACAUGCCAGUGGAACACGUUCGAUGCUUCCAGCCACCAAUCCACCAAUCGCUGGCUAGCAACUGAGAUCACUUUAUGCCUUACGCCAAACCCUGUUUACACUCGUCAGUGUUUGGAUUGAUUGAAGGUUAGAUGUACUGUUAACAAAAGCACCAGCAAAAUUCUAGUCUAUAUUUGAUGGUGGAAAAUAUGUUGACCAAUUUUUAAGCCAAUAGGACCAUAUUCACCAUUACCAUGACCAUGUUCUGUCUGUGGGAAACUACUUUACCUAUGCCUAUAGUGUUUUGUAGAGCCAGUAAAGCAGGUAAUGAUUUGUCAAGCAACAUGCUUCUGCAGCAAUCUCUGGUUGCAGAAUCAGUUUGUGCAAGAUGUGGGCUUUGGUAAGACGAGCUCAGAGACGGUAGUUGAUUGAUGUGGCCCAGUUUUAAACAACUACAGUUUAACAAUGGUCAAACAAGUUAUUUUUUUUGUAUACAAAACAUGUGCCUUAUUAUUAUUAAUGACUUGCCUUACUUUUUUUCCUUGUCAUCCAGUACAAUCCUAUUCAAUUCCAAUAUCGUAUUUGUUUUAUACUCUUUAAAAAGUUAUAGCUAAGGGUGGGAAAAUGGCCAAGUUGGUUUUAUCAUGAGAUUAUUUAAAGGUUGCUUUUUUUUGUUGCUGUGGUGAGAGAUCUAGUUUUUUUUUUUUUUUUGGAAUGACUGCAUGCUUUUUUUUCCCCCCUCCCCAAGAAAGUUUAACCAAGUUCUUACUCUUGUUAAAACACUUGCCUUUUGUAUUUGAAUGAUUGUAAUCACAUUUUAAUUCAAAUAAAUAUGUAACAAAUCUCA
Astyanax mexicanus (Mexican tetra) is the source of this 4738-nucleotide messenger RNA. It is a transcript of the gene cyfip1, whose product is annotated as cytoplasmic FMR1 interacting protein 1. Gene Ontology annotation, cellular component: SCAR complex; synapse; neuron projection. The transcript has 31 exons. The record is from RefSeq and is a predicted model, not a curated record. The coding region runs from base 216 to 3977 and encodes 1253 amino acids. Gene Ontology annotation, molecular function: RNA 7-methylguanosine cap binding; small GTPase binding. Gene Ontology annotation, biological process: lamellipodium assembly; cell morphogenesis; regulation of actin filament polymerization. Lineage: Eukaryota; Metazoa; Chordata; Actinopteri; Characiformes; Acestrorhamphidae.